Molecule: messenger RNA, 405 nt
Organism: Linum trigynum
Lineage: Eukaryota; Viridiplantae; Streptophyta; Magnoliopsida; Malpighiales; Linaceae
Source: the annotation of a GenBank genome assembly
AUGGAUCUGGAAGCAACGUUGUCGAACCUGGUCCCCCGCAAAUCUCAGAGAGAUUUGAUCCCGUCUCCGAUUCGUUUCUCCAGCAGCGCUCCACUAUCUCGGUUCGGGGCUCCGGAUGCUGCUCUACUUCACUGCGCCGCCUCCUAUCUCCCUCCCAGUUCCCGUCUUCCUCAAAAGGAGCGUCGUCGUCGGUGUAGAUGGCCAAGCAUGAUCGACCCCAGUCUCCCAAACGCAAAUUUCCCUGCAGAUGACUCCGGCAGAGCUGGCGAUGACGACGAGAAAACGACCACGAUGACAGAGAUGACGAUGAUGCAGAAGAUGAUGCCGGAGACGAUACCAGUUCAUUUUACGACCUUCAGUGCGGACAGACAGAGAUACACAGAAAGAGAGACGACAAGCUGGUGA